AUGUGGAAGUUUUGGCUUGCUACCCUCGUUGGCGUGGGCCAUGCCUCGCAAACCGUGCUCCGACCAGAGCCCGUGGCGUCAAAUUUUACCACCUUCCGGAGUCCAAAUUCACCCCAUUCAGUGCGCAUCCGACAACAAGAUGAGUCUAUAUGUGCUGCGGGCUCUGCGCAGUAUACUGGAUGGCUAGAUAUUGGUCCGAAGCACCUGUUCUUCUGGUACUUCGAAAGUCAGAAUGAUCCCGCCGACCCACUAACGUUGUGGAUGAAUGGUGGGCCCGGAGGCUCUAGUUUGCUGGGCCUGUUCCAAGAAAAUGGGCCAUGUCUCAUAAACGAGCAUGGAAAUGGGACCGUUCACAAUCCAUGGGGCUGGUCUCGAAACUCCUCAUUACUUUUCGUUGACCAGCCAGCCGAUGUGGGUUGGUCCUAUAUUGACGAGGGCUACGAGGUCGCGCGCGAUUCUCACGAGGCCGCAGUUGACAUGCACCGUUUUCUCCAAAUCUUUGUAUCUGAGAUCUUCCCCCACACACGCUUCUCAGAUUUGCAUAUCUCGGGUGAAUCCUAUGCAGGCAAAUACAUCCCUUAUCUCGGAGCUGAGAUUGUCACCCACAACCAGCAAUAUCCCUCAGAGCCCCAGAUCAACCUUAAGUCAUGCCUGAUAGGCAAUGGCUUCAUGUCAUCCAAAGACAUCACCUUCGGGUACUGGGAGACGCUUUGCACAACCAAUCCCGGCGUUUCCACGCCCGUGUUCAAUGAGACUCGGUGCGAUAUUAUUGCUGCCAACAUGCCGCGAUGCAUGGAACUCUACGAUACUUGCGCCGGAAACCCCGACGUUGCAAUUUGCACGGCUGCAUAUGCCGUCUGCUACAAAGGAAUCGUUGGUUUGUACGAGGAUGAGAGCAAGAAGGGAGGCCGUAACCGCUUCGACAUCACAGCCCCGUGUUAUAUUGAUGAUAUAUGCUACAAGGAAGCAGCUUAUAUCGAGCAGUAUCUGAACUCGCCUGUGGUCCGCGAAGCCCUCUCGCCACCGGAAGGGAUCAAGAAGUACGGAUUUGAGUCCAGUGCCGUGGCAGACGCUUUUGCAACAACUCCGGAGGCAAUGACGUCGUCAUCAGACCAUAUCGUUUUCCUGCUUUCUCAUGGAGUGGAUUUUCUGGCCUACCAAGGAAAUCUUGACCUAGCUUGCAACACGGCAGGAAACCUCCGAUGGGCUAACUCGCUUGCCUGGAAGGGGCAGAGUGAGUUUACAUCCAAGCCGCUGCUCCCUUGGACUUCAAACGUCGCGGGACGUAUUAAAACGGUUGGCAACGCGAAAGAGGUGCGUGUGCAGUUGGACGGGCUGACAGAGAAAUCACGGUUUGCAUUUGUGACGGUUGAUGGGGCGGGUCAUAUGGUUCCUCAGGAUCGCGGUGAUGUAGCAUUUGACAUCUUGACCCGAUGGAUUGCGGGUGAUUCCUUUGCAUAG
Penicillium hordei is the source of this 1461-nucleotide messenger RNA. It is a transcript of the gene cp8, whose product is annotated as putative carboxypeptidase Y. The record is from RefSeq and is a predicted model, not a curated record. NCBI's taxonomy places the organism in Eukaryota, Fungi, Ascomycota, Eurotiomycetes, Eurotiales, Aspergillaceae. Gene Ontology annotation, molecular function: serine-type carboxypeptidase activity. Gene Ontology annotation, biological process: proteolysis. Gene Ontology annotation, cellular component: fungal-type vacuole. The transcript has 4 exons. The coding region runs from base 1 to 1461 and encodes 486 amino acids.